This is a messenger RNA of Alnus glutinosa, 1711 nucleotides long. RefSeq names its product protein ECERIFERUM 16. NCBI's taxonomy places the organism in Eukaryota, Viridiplantae, Streptophyta, Magnoliopsida, Fagales, Betulaceae. The transcript is spliced from 5 exons. The record is from RefSeq and is a predicted model, not a curated record. The coding region runs from base 253 to 1527 and encodes 424 amino acids.
AAUAAAUCAGGCACAACUGAUGCGGCGUCGUUUCGAGGUAAGACAGAACUCGAGACAAGAAGAUCGGAAGUCGGAAGAGAGCCAAAACGGUUCAGGUUUGGUGGGGGAAAGUCGAUAGCACGGCGUCGUUGUCCUUCUUUUAGAUUCACGUUCCGAGUUCUGCGAACUGGACCUCAAAAUCCCAAACAAACCAGGGGGAGAGUUAAAAUUUGAAAAACAGUGUGCUAGAAAGUCUUAGUGGUUUCAUCUGUAAUGGAUGUAAAAGCUCUGGCUAAGUCAAAGAGGGCUCAUACUCAACACCAUAGCAAAAAGCCGCACGUCCCUCAUACAAAUCAAAAACCAAAAGCCCCGUCUGAUGGGAGUAACGUUGCUCGAAGUGCAAAGAAGCCAUUGGAGAAGCCAUUGGGAAAGCCAUUGGGAAAGCAAGUUACAGAGAAAAGCCAUCGGUCUCAGGGUGUGUCUAAACUCCCCUCGAAUUGGGACCGCUAUGAGGAAGAAUUUGAAGAUCCGUCAGGCAGUGGCUCAGGUCAACCUUCUGAUGUUAUUUUGCCCAAGAGUAAAGGAGCAGACUAUCGUCACCUGAUUGCUGAGGCUCAGUCUCAGUCUCAGUCAAGUUUAUAUUUGGAUGGUUUUCCUUCUUUGGAUGAUGUUAUGCCUGGAGAAUUCAACCAGGGACUAGGCCCUAUGCUGUCGGUUAGGGGAGAAGGCAUUCUUUCGUGGAUUGGAGAUAAUAAUUUUGUUGUGGAAGACAAGAUAGCUGCAACUCAUGAGGCAUCAUUUCUCUCCCUGAGUUUGCAUGCUCUUGCUGAGAAACUUGCAAAUAUAGACUUAUCACAGAGGCUCUUCAUCGAAGCAGAUCUAUUACCAUCAGAGCUGUGCGCAGAGGGAUUAAAGACAAGCAGAUCUCAGGAAUCUGAGCAGAUAAAAACAUGUAAUAGUGAAGUCGCCACAACAAUAUCUGAAGAGUUUUCUGAGAAGGUUAGGAUUGCAAAUCAAAAUACUGAGCGUACAUCAUAUGGCUCUUGUGGCAGCAACGAUGCAGAUCGAACCUUGUCUAGCCAAGGGACAAUUUCAGGGACUGCCGUAAAUGUUGAUCUGAGUGAAGCACCAGAGUCAACAGAAGAAUCCAAUUUGAAUUCUGUUUUGGAUCCACAAAAGAAAGUCUCUACAUUUGAGGCAGCAGCUGCAGAAGAGGACUUGGAUAUGCUUCUAGACUCUUUUAUUGAGACCGAGAAGGUCACUUAUCCCUCUGGCAUCAGGUCCAAUAAUGCCUUUCCUGUUUUCCAACAAGAAGCUUCGUUUUCAAAGCAUGUCCCAGAUUCAUCUAAAACUUCGCCAGUUAUUGCUGAUCUUGAUGAUUCUCUUGAUGACUUGCUUGAGGAAACAUCCAAUGUGAUGAACCAAAAUUGUUUAUCGCAGUCCCUCGAAGGAAAGUCCAGCCUCGGUAUUGUUCAAUCUUCUUCCUCGCAUACUGGGACCAAGUCCCAGGUGUUAGAUGACUUUGAUUCAUGGUUAGAUACAAUUUGAUUGUUUUUUGGGUUCAAAAUGCAUGUAGUUCUUGUAUUAAAUUUUUGUUCUCCCCUUACCUUCCAAGUAAAACUCUGUUGAGGGUUCUUUAUGAUGGUAAACAGCCACUAUAGCUGCUGCACUUGUAUGGUGGUUCACUGGUUCUGGUGGUGAAAUUUUCAAACCCUGAUAUCCUUGGAAACAA